Molecule: messenger RNA, 8332 nt
Organism: Scomber scombrus (Atlantic mackerel)
Lineage: Eukaryota; Metazoa; Chordata; Actinopteri; Scombriformes; Scombridae
Gene: nav2a
Product: neuron navigator 2a
Exons: 31
Coding region: 412-5589 (1725 amino acids)
Biological process (GO): nervous system development; neurogenesis
Molecular function (GO): ATP hydrolysis activity; ATP binding
Source: RefSeq, a predicted model, not a curated record
UGAACUGUAUUGAUUUAUCCUUCAAAGACAAACUUUACUGGCAUUUGGAGCUUAGCAGCCAUUCAUAUCGGACCCUGGUCACAAGACUUGAAACACAGCAGAUUUACUUCUUAAUCAGGGUUAUCCCUGUUCCGUGACAAUUUGCCGAAUAUUAGGUUCCUGCUAAAUGCACAAUAAUUCAGAAUCGAUGAUUUCCUCCCUUUGAUCCCUCGCACAAUUUUUUUUCUCAGAUCCUCAGACGGCGAGGGAAUAGUGAACACUGAGAGCGGCUCAGGAGGCAGAUGUGGAGACGUUGCCUUCACCAAGACCAGCCAGACCUCCAUCGAGGACCUUUCAGGUGAAGACCCAGAGACAAGGCGGUUACGGACUGUCAAAAACAUUGCAGACCUGCGGCAGAAUCUGGAGGAGACCAUGUCCAGCCUGCGAGGAACUCAGGUCACACACAGCACCUUGGAAACCACCUUCGAUGGCAGCGUCACCACAGACAUCAACAGCAGCGCUGGCAGCAACAGCAGCGGAGGAAGUCGAAGCAUCCUCAGCCUCACUUCUACCCGCCCAUCCCUUUCGUCAUGGCGACUGGGUCAAUCCAGUCCGCGUCUGCAAGCCGGUGACGCCCCAUCUCUGGGGAACAGUUACAGCAGCCGGGUGGCUGGUGGCCAGGCAGGGCGCUACAUGUACCCAGGACACCUCCGACGGCAGCUAGCUGGCAGGGGCGGAGCCGUCUGCAGCCUGGACCUCGGGGACCGAUCCGGGGACGACAUUGACCUCGACGGGAUCCCCAUGGAAGUCACUGGAUACAUGAGCGACGGAGAUGUGCUGAGCAAGAACGCUGCACGCAAUGAUGAUGUCACCAGCGGCUACAUGACUGAUGGAGGUUUGAGUCUGUACACACGGCGCCUGAACCGCCUGCCUGACAGCAUGUCCUCCGUUCGGGAGACGCUCCAUCGAAACACAUCGUCAGGACAGGGAGAUGCUGACAGCUGGGAUGACAGCAGCUCUGUGAGCAGUGGCAUCAGCGACAACAUCGACACAGAUGACAUCAACACCAGCUCCUCCAUCUCCUCCUACGCCAACACCCCAGCAGCACAGCGCAAGGGCCUCAACACACAGCCUGUGACGGAUGCAGAGAAGCAUUCGGCCUCCACAGCGGUGCACCAGGCCUGGUCAGGAGACGAGGUGAAGAGGCCAGACGGGUCAGACAGCGGGGUCAGGAUGGAGACGGGCUCCAAGUGGAGCCGCCGAAACCCCUCUGACAUCUCAGAUGAGUCUGAUAAGGGCGGCUCGGGGAGGAAGACCCCUUCUGUGUCUCACACCGGAUCCUGGAGGAGAGGCAUGACCACUCAGGUUGGGGUGACGUCCCCCCGGACCAAAAGCACCAGUAGCUCAGGCUCCACCGGCUCCGUCGGCCUCAAGACCCACAGUUCAGGUAAGACAGAUGAUGUCAAAGUGUCAGAAAAAGGACGUCUGUCUCCUCGUCCUAAUGGUAUUCACCGCUCGCCCUCAGACGCGGGACGCAGCAGCGGCGAUGAGGCAAAGAAACAAUCUAUCUCCUCCAGCCGCACACCAACCACAAACGCCCUCACGCACACUCUCUCAGAACCCCACUCCCAUACGCACUCACACACAUCCCGCACCCCAACUAGUACAUUUGGCUUCAAGAAGCAGGGCCAUGGGAUGGUAACCAUGGUUACUGCCAGUGGUGCUACCAUUACCAGUGGCUCAGCCACCUUGGGGAAGAUGCCUAAAUCUGGGGCACGCUCACUAGCAGGAGGACUGAAGGCCGGUGGGCACGAUGGAGGGUCGGCACUGAGUCACCAUGAUGACGGCUUCCUCCCCGCGAGUGCUCGCUCAACCCUUCAGUACCGUAGCCUACCGAGACCCAGUCGCUCAGGAGCAGCCGCCCGCAAUGGAAACCGUUCUUCCACCAGCAGCAUUGAGGCUGCCGUGCUCUCUGUGACAUCACACGGGAAAAACUCAAUCAGCCUCACCAAGGCCAACGGCUCAGCAGGCCUGCUGGCCAAUCAGACGGACCGGGAGAAGGGCGUCUCUGAUAUUGAUACCCUCAGGACUGGAGUUGUGCUGCAGAGUGGAGGAGCCGCGACUGUUCCUCUGACAGGAAGACAGCAGGUUUCUUCACCUACACUACGCAGGUUGUUUGGUGGGAAGCCCAGCAAACAGGCUCCAGUCACCACAGCUGAAAACAUGAAGAACUCCACUGUUAUCUCCAACCCCCACGCUACUAUGAAUCAUGUGACCACAGUGCUGGAGUCCCCUGACGCAGGGCUUGGAGGCGUGGACAGCGAGACCAGCAGCCCCCUGUUUGGGGGCAGAGCGCUGGGAUCGGGGAUGGGAACGCUGGGCAGCGAGCAGGCCUCCAGUCCCGGCUCUGUCUACUCCUCCACCGGACCCUCCAACAGUCUGACGUGGGGCACCACCUUCAGUGGCUCCUCCGUCCAAAGCAGGGAAAGCACGCUGGGUGGGCACGGCGGGGCGAGCAGCAUGGGCUACCCUUCCGUAAGCAGCAUGCACACCAGCAGCGAGUCCAUCGACAUGAGCCUGAGCAGCGCCGGAGGAGGCGGCGUUCAUGGGACCCACAGGGAGGACACCCUGUCCGCCCUGGGUCGUACCGGCAGCGUCAAGACUGGCAUGUCCGAAAGCGGGCCACACUGUGGUAGAAACACUCUGCCUAAGAAGGGACUCAGGUAUGGCCCGUCCCCUCAGCUGCGAAGUCACGAGGAGAGCCGUGAUUGGCUCCGCUCCCACUCCACAAGCGGGCUGCAGGAAUCAGUCGGUAACUCCCCGUUCUCCCCCGGCUCCAGCCUCACCUCCCCCUCUGGCACCCGCUUCAACUUUGGACAGCUUGCGUCCAGCCCGACUUCAGCAGCUCAGAUCAACCUCGCCAGUAUGCGUAACAACAGCCUGACCAAUCAGGACACCUUUGAUGGAGACAACCGCCUGAGAAACUCCUGCAUGUCGCUCGAUGAGAAGACUCGCACCAUGAGCCGAUCGGGCUCCUUCAGGGACGGCUUUGAGGAAGUUCAUGGAUCAUCCCUGUCUCUGGUCUCCAGCACUUCUUCUAUUUACUCCACGAACGAGGAGAAGUCUCAAUCGGAGAUCCGCAAACUACGCCGGGAGCUGGAUGCCUCCCAGGAAAAAGUUUCCGCCCUGACGACACAGCUGAGUGCCAAUGCUCACCUGGUGGCAGCGUUCGAGCAGAGUCUGGGCAACAUGACCAUCAGACUGAAGAGCCUCACCUUGACAGCAGAGCAGAAGGACUCGGAGCUGAACGAGCUGAGGAAGACCAUCGAGCUGCUGAAGAAGCAGAACGCUGUUGCUCAGGCUGCUAUCAACGGAGUCAUCAACACACCCGAGCUCACACCUAAAGGAGAGAGAACAGCUGGCACUAACGGCAGCACACAACAACAUCAACAACAGCAGCAGCAUCAUCAACAGCAGAAUCAGCAGCCAGACCUGCGAAUCAGGAGGCAGCACUCCUCCGACAGCGUCAGCAGCGUCGCCAGCGCAACCAGCCACUCCAGCGUGGGCUCCAACAUGGAUUCUGACGCAAAGAACAAGAAGAAGAACAAGAAGAACUGGCUGCGAAGCUCCUUCAAACAAGCCUUCAGCAAGAAGAAAUCUCCUAAAUCGGCUUCUUCCCACUCUGAUAUCGAAGAGAUGACGGAUUCGUCGCUGCCGUCCUCUCCGAAGCUGCCCCACCACAGCUCCACAGCCGGCGGCCACAUGCUCAGGAACACACACUCCAACACGCUAUUGUCGGAGUGUUUGGACAGCGAGGCGGAGACAGUGAUGCAGCUGCGCAGUGAGCUCAGGGAGAAGGAGAUGAAACUGACCGAUAUCCGCCUGGAGGCUCUCAGCUCCGCACAUCAGCUGGAUCAGCUCCGAGAGGCCAUGAACCGCAUGCAGCUGCAGAUCGAGAAGCUGAAGUCAGAGAAUGACCGUUUGAAGGUGGAGAACAAGGGCAGCAGGGCGGGCUCCCAGGCCUCCAUCUCAUCCUCUCCUCCUCCUCCUCACACACACGGCCAGAUCCAGGGACCCGGGCCAGGGCUUUCCCAACACAGCCUUAACCUCACCACCAGCGAGUCCACCAGUCUAGACAUGCUGCUGGACGACACCGUCGGAGAGGGAGGGAUGAGGAAGGAGGGCCGACACGUGAAGAUGGUCGUCAGCCUGGACGAAGACAGCAAGUGGGGAGAGGACGGCCGGUCUCGUCACUUCCUGAUCGGUUGCAUUGGUGUGAGUGGCAAAACCAAGUGGGACGUUCUGGAUGGAGUGGUCCGGCGCCUUUUCAAGGAGUACACCAGCCACUUAGACCCGGUGAGCCAGUUAGGCCUGAGCUCAGACAGCGUGGAGGGAUACAACAUCGGAGAAAUCCACCGGCCCAGCAGCCCCAGCACCGCCCAAACGCCCGAGCUGCUGCCCUGCGGCUACCUGGUGGGAGACAGCAACACCAUCAACAUCCAGCUCAAAGGCGUGCGCACGGGGAACGUGGACUCGCUGGUGUUCGGCACUCUGAUCCCGAAGCCGAUGCUGCUGCGCUACGUCUCCCUGCUGAAGGAGCACAGACGCGUCAUCCUGUCGGGUCCCAGCGGCACGGGGAAGACGUACCUGGCCAAUCAGCUGUCUCGACACCUGCUGCUGCUCGAAGGGCGACCUUUGACCCCGCACGCUGUCGUCACUUUCAACGUGGACCACAAGUCCAGCAAGGAGCUGCGUCAGUACCUGUCAGGAUUAGCAGAGCAGUGCAGCGGUGUUUCGGGGGCAGAGAGCCCUCUGGUGGUCAUCCUGGAUAACCUGCACCAUGUCAGCUCCCUGGGAGAGAUCUUCAACGGCCUCUUCAACUGCAGCUACCAGCACUGCCCAUAUAUCAUCGGCACCAUGAGUCAAGCCACAUCAUCAGCCCCCAACCUGCAGCUCCACCACAACUUCAGAUGGGUGCUAUGUGCCAACCACAUGGAGCCAGUGAAAGGCUUCCUGGGUCGCUACCUGAGGAGGAAGCUGAUCGAGACGGAGAUCGGCAGCCGAACGCGCAACGUAGAGUUGGUGAAGAUCAUCGACUGGAUGCCACGGGUUUGGCACCAUCUCAACCGCUUCCUGGAGACACACAGCUCCUCUGACGUCACCAUCGGACCUCGUCUCUUCCUGUCAUGUCCCAUGGAUGUUGAGGGAUCCAGGGUUUGGUUCACCGAUCUCUGGAACUACUCCAUCAUCCCCUACAUGCUGGAGGCUGUACGAGAAGGACUGCAGCUGUACGGCCGCAGGGCUGCGUGGGAGGAUCCUGCUGCCUGGGUGAUUGACAGCUACCCGUGGUCAGCCUCAUCCACUCCGGCCGAUUGGCCCCCGCUGCUGCAGCUCCGGCCAGAGGAUGUCGGGUUCGAUGGCUACUCUGCACCGAGAGAAGUCCGGAAAGAGCCGCCACAGAGCGACAGCGACGCAGACCCACUGAUGAACAUGCUGAUGCGUCUGAAGGAGGCGGCGACGUCAUCGAGCCCUCAGAGCUACGACAGCGACUCCAACAGCAACAGUCACCAGGACGACAUCCUGGACUCGUCGCUGGAGUCGACAUUGUGAUGGACUUCAAAAUGCAACACUGGGAUCAGUCUUCAGGAGGAACUUCUUUUUUUUAAAUAAUAAGAACUGUUCUCACUGUGAGAACUGGAGAGUAUAAUUUCAAUGCCACAAAAUCCAGCCACCUUAAUUUGGGUGCAGGUAACCCAAAUAUUUCAAAAAAGGACAAAAAAAAAAACGGGCAACAAAAGUUUCUACUGCACUGCGCUGUUUUGUUUAAUUUUGUUUUUGUUCACCGCUGUGGCCCGUGGCUCCGCUGUCAGGAGCCUGACAUCUACUUCAGACAGAAUAAAAGCACACAGCCUUUCACUGUAGGUGAGGCGUCAUUACCAUCAUCACCAGCCAUCAUCAGCCAUUAGCACACUAAGCACACCAGCCAGGAGUCCUCCAUCCUCCACUGAGCGGCAUCAUCCUGCUCCCAGUGCGGCCAGACUGCAGUGCACCCGAGCUGCCUGCAGAUGGUGAUACCGGUUCUCGUCUCUGGAGCAUCAGCAAGCCUGAGCUACCAGCUGCUGAGAUCGUAGAUGAGGCUGCUACCGCUGGCUGGAGGGAUGGAUGAAUGGAUGGAUGGAUGAACCGCUGCUCUUCCUCCUCCUCUGUGGCUGAGGUUGCCUGUUUGGUUGUUCGGGGUGAAAUGAGCCAAAGUGAAUGUUCAGAUAUCCAGCAGCCUGCUCUCACCUCUAAAAAACUCUUAAACUGUUGAAACCAUUUGAUUUUAUUCAACUCCAAAUUGCAUUAAGGCCAAAAUUCUCAGUUGAAAAUGGAGAUUUUUUUCAGCAUGGCCAUCUAUCGUAACGCUGUAGCAACAUCGUCUCAUUAUAACGUCAAAUUCAGCAGGGAAAAGAAAUGGAGACAAGCUGAAAUUCUUACCAUAGUCCUGGUUGACAUGUUGUAAUUUCUUUUGAUACACAGAUCUGUAAAUGCAGAAAUUAGUCAGAUCUAUUGAAAGAAAAAAAGCUUUACUUACACAGUACAACACACAUACCUAAUUCUACAAAGCAAGUUUAAGUAUAGGACAAAAUCUAAUUCACAAAACACUUUAAGAGGAGAGGGCACAAACUGGAAAUUAGCAUUCACUGUGGCUAGAUUGAUCCUUUUAACAGUUCCUUUUUACAGUGUUUGACAUAAUGUCUUUUCUAUCUGUGUUUUGAAGUAAACUUUCUGUCUAAUUACACAAAUAAUCGCCUCUACCACCUCUGAGUUCUUGCUUUGACCCCUUAACCCUCUGAGGUCUCCAUGCACAUUGGCCCAAACAGGCUGUUGUAGCACAAAUCUCUUUUUUUGGUGCUGGACUGAAUUCAUACAAACAAUGCCUUACUCUUUUUCUAAAAAAAAAAAAAACAGACUAUGUGCAUUAGCUGAUUUUCUUUAUUUGUCUAAAUGGCUGUAAACUUACAGGGCUCCGAGUCGUCUCUCCUCCCGAACCCUCCAAGUUGUCGAGGAGCGUCGUCGACCUUUUUUUUGGUCAUCAUAUCAAGAAAACACCAAUGCCGUGGGAUUGAAGAGAAUGCGAAACACAGCACUUUGGGGUUUUAAAUAUAAAGUUUUAUGCAUGUAUAACCCGGUGCUGAGAAGCUGGUGUAAAUAUUUGGACCACUAGCAAGAAAAAAGAAAAAAAAGAAAUAUAUAUAGAUGUGUUUUGGUGCUCAAAAUCUAAAACUUUUGCGGGUUGAUUGGGUGAAGUUAAAGAUAUGUUGAUUUUAUUAUACCUCAUCCUCCCAUCCUUUAACUGUCUUUCAUCACGCUCACUCGUCGUCUGUUUUAUGUGAUUUUGUGAUGAACGAUAUUGUCCUAACAAACAUGUUGAACUCAUCAAGUGAAAACUAGUGUAUAUGCUGCUUUUUUAAAAUAGUGAUAUAAUUAAUCGGAGGUUAAAGAUAUUAAAAAAAAAAGGUACUUGUGCUUGAAUGGAAAAUGUACAACAGUUUGACAUCAGUUCUGUGGCUUGAUAAAUUAAAGAAUAUUGUACUUUUUUUUUUCUUUUUCCUUCUUAUAAACCUCCCAGCCUGCCUUCUGGGAACGGCAGGUAGACAUUUAAAAGUCGGUGUCAUGUAGCCCAGCAAGGCUUCCCAUCGCUUUUCAGUGUUUUUGUGUCACCGAUUCUAUGCAACGUUCAUUCUGAUCUCCAAGUGGAAGCCAAAAGCUGAAUGUGCGUUUGUGUCACCCCCCCCCCAUCCCCCAUCCCCCUCCCAACCCCUACCCCUACCCCCUCCCCAUCCCGAGCGGUUUCCAGCACUGCCUAGAGAUGUACAGCAUGGAACCAGAUUUGUGAAGACUUUUCGGAUUUGUGGCCCACGUUCUUUGUCCAUAUGUGUGUGUGUCUGUGUAUUUUAUUGAGGCUUUCCUGCUAUGGUCCUUGUAAGCACAAAGAGAGACUGAUUCUCUGUCUUGUGUAAAGCCUGCUCUGAGAGGUGUGAGGUGUGAGAUGUGUCGUUGAAAGCAUUUGACUUGGUCGGUCUAUCAAGUUUAUUACUUACAAACUCGAAUGUUUAGCCUUCUUUGCUAUGUACAUUUUUAUAUGUAACAUAAAAAAACUUUGUAAAUAGUGGAUUAUCUUCCAGCAUUUUGAUUACAUUUUUCUAGCUGAUUUGUUACAGUACUUGAAAAAGGAGUAUUUUGUGUACAGUCUCUUUACAUCAGAGCAGAUUGAUGCUGUUUGUCAUCACUGGUCUGUCCAGGGCUCGGAGAAUUUAAUCUGAUAUCACUGUACUAGUCUUAAGUUAUUGUGAUUCAAUAAAAUGAAUGA